CCGGCGUUCAUAAGCGUACAAUCCACGGGACUAGUGUUCAGGAUAGGAGAGUGGAGUCUGCGCUUGCGCAAUGUCCCGGCCCCUCUGUCCGCGGCGCUGAGCCAGCCGGGACGGACAUGCGCGGGACGGAGGCUGGCGGCCGUGCGGCGGCGGCGGCGGCGGCCGCGGCUCCGCUGAGGGAAUGAAAGCUGCCUCUUUACUGAAAAUCCCUGAGCUGCAGACGCUUGGAGGCAUCAGGAACUAGGCACGAUGUCAACAGCGGGAGUUGCUGCUCAGGAAAUCAGAGUCCCCUUAAAGACUGGAUUUCUGCGGAAUGGCCAAGCCAUGGGAAGUCUGAAGACCUGCUGGGGAAGCCGCAGGGGAUUCGAAAACAACUUUUUAAAUAUUGACCCAAUAACCAUGGCCUACAACCUGAAUUCCACCACCCAGCAGCACCUAACAACCUUUGGACACAUUUCAAAAUCUGUCCCAGUGAAUGGCCACUGCUUCACUGACAACUGUUUUGGGACUCCAUCUCCAAUGAAGUCCGGCUUGCCUCCUCUCAUUAUUUCCCCAAGUGAACACUUUGGAAAGAGUGAAGAGGAGCAUGUUGUUUGUGGGGUUAAGAAACUCUCUGUGAAUGGGGUUUGUGCUGCUUCCAAGAGUCCCCCCCUCACACCCGUAAAAAACGGGCCUUCCCUAUUUUCCUCGGUGACUUCUUGUGAGCGGGGUUCUAGGCCCCUACCCCCUCUACCCAUCUCUGAGGACUUUUCUCCGGAUGACACAGACUGUGAGGUGGAAUUUAUAACGAGUUCAGACACAGAAUUACUCUUAGAAGACGGUACACUUCCUGUCUUUAAAUAUGGGGUUCCAGGCAGACGCAGCUUCCGUGGGUGCGGGCAGAUCAAUUAUGCAUAUUUUGACGCCCCGGCUCCCGAAGAUGGGAGGCAGACAUUGGACCAAAAUGAAAAUGUCCAAACCUCACCUCUUCUUCAGCAGUCCCACCGGAAAUUACGAAGGUCCCAUUCAGGACCUGCUGGAUCCUUUAACAAGCCAGCCUCGAGGCUGACUAGCCACUUACAUGGAGCUUCUCCUAAUUCAGAUGAAGACAAACCAGAAGUCCCCCCCAGGGUGCCCAUCCCUCCCAGGCCAGUGAAACCAGAUUACAGAAGGUGGUCAGCAGAAGUUACAUCUAGCACGUACAGUGAUGAAGACAGGCCUCCCAAAGUGCCCCCGAGAGAACCUUUAUCACGCAGUAACUCCCGCACACCGAGUCCUAAAAGCCUCCCGUCUUACCUCAAUGGGGUCAUGCCCCCUACACAGAGCUUUGCCCCUGAUCCCAAGUACGUCAGCAGCAAAGCCUUACAAAGACAGAACAGUGAAGGGUCCGCUAGCAAGGGGCCUUGCAUUCUGCCCAUCAUUGAAAAUGGAAAGAAGGUGAGUUCAACGCAUUAUUACCUGCUCCCUGAGAGGCCCCCGUAUCUGGACAAAUACGAGAAAUUCUUUAGGGAAACAGAAGAAAGCAGUACAGCAGGUGCCCCUGUUCAGCUGCCAUCCGGUGACUGCAGGACAGCUGCAGUGACAGAAAAGCUGGACCCCAAAGCUAAAAUGGACCUUGAGGGACAGGGGAAACGCAAGCAUUUAUCCUACGUGGUUUCCCCCUGAACUCUGGGAAUAUCAUUCAGCAAUGGUUCAGAGCAAGGAGCCUCCUGAGCUCUCUGUGGCAUCCUUCGUUCUGUUGAGGGCUGCCAAAGGUCUCGUGGCAAAGUAAACAGCUCACGUCUCUCUGUCUUGAAGAGAAAGUGGUCAAUCAACUGUAAGGUGUUGUUAUCCCUCAGUUUUCUUUUGGAGAAAAGUCUUUCUAUUCAAGUCUAUAUAAUUUAAAGAUGUGAUGUUGGGGGGAGGGGAAACAUAUCUAUAUGUAUAUCUAUAUAUAUAUCUAUAUAUAUCUAUAUAGGAACUUGUGGUAUAACCGUAGUUGCAGGUUAACCAGUUAGUUACUAUCUUAGAGUAAUAUAUAUAUAUAUUCAGAGUAAUAAAAAAAAAUACAAGCUGGAGAAAUGAGAGUGUGCUGCCGGGCUGAAAACUGAGCAAAUGAAAGGACAGUAUUGUUUCUUUCAGAACCACAGAAGGUUCUGUUUUAGUGGGAUUGGGGGCUUUGACAUUUGAUUUCUCUUUUCUUUAUCCAGUGUGACUUUUCCACAGAAACCUGGGCCUAUGUGAGCAAGGAACAUGGACCGGUAUAUCCGAGCCCAUUUUUAGAGAACAUCACGAAGUCUGAUUGGCUUCUUUUAAAAGCCCAUUUGGGAAAUAUUACCCUACCUAUACAUGUUUCACACUCGGAAAAAUUAAAACAAAAUGAAUGAAUGAGUAAUGUCAUGUAGGAUUCUUCUCCCCCCCCCCCCCUUCUUGGUGCCUUCUAGGUUCUCUUUACCCACUAAAACAGCACAUUACAGGAAAAAAAAAUGCCAAUUUUCUCUCCCCAGGGCAGUGGGAUGCAUUGGCCUCUCCCCAUGGAAAGGCACCAGGGUAUUCACACUGUCACUUACUAGCCAAUAAUGAGACAGUGAUGAAGAUCCAGAAUCUCUUCUCAUUUUGGGGUGGGUGGGUUUUUUUUGUUUUUGUUUUUGUUUUUUUUUAAACUUCAGACUGUAUUAAUAACCGGAAAUACAACACAAGCUGGCCUUGUGUUGCUGGUUUCUAUUCAGUAUUUUCUGGAGGUGGUUUUGCUUUUUAAGUGAAACAACUUCCACUGACCAACAGCACAGCACGUCUUAAUGCAAGAGGCCGCACCGUCCUCUUUUCCACCCUUCACAGUCAAACCCUUAGCAAAAGAUCUGAUUCACUGCUUCCAAGUCUGCACCCAUGGCUUGUGUCCGCCUUUCUCUUGUGCUUUCAGGGUAUUGAUCCUCUCUGGAGAAGCACAGAAGGGAAGGUGCUCAUGAUAUUCUCCUAACAGGAAAAAGAAGCUGUUUACAGUUUAAACUGCUGAAUGAUAUUAUUUGAGCUAUUUAAAGCUUAUUAUAUUUUAGUACAGACUAAAUGAAGGUGAAAACAUGCGAUAGAAAAUGCACUGAUUUCUGCAUCAUGUGUACAGUAUUGGACAAAGGAUUUUAUUCAUUUUGUUGCAUUAUUUUGAAUAAUAUGUCUUUUCAUUUUAAUAAAGUUAUAAUAUUUAUGA
Messenger RNA from Dromiciops gliroides (monito del monte), 3160 nucleotides. RefSeq names its product ERBB receptor feedback inhibitor 1 (gene ERRFI1). NCBI's taxonomy places the organism in Eukaryota, Metazoa, Chordata, Mammalia, Microbiotheria, Microbiotheriidae. Gene Ontology annotation, biological process: regulation of keratinocyte differentiation; negative regulation of epidermal growth factor receptor signaling pathway. Gene Ontology annotation, cellular component: extrinsic component of cytoplasmic side of plasma membrane. The record is from RefSeq and is a predicted model, not a curated record. The transcript is spliced from 4 exons. Bases 250 to 1644 code for a protein of 464 amino acids.